AUGCAGCUGAGGGGAGAGAAUACAGACAGUAAAUUGGAAUCCUCCAGGCAACAGAUGUCAAAGAACCAGUCAGAACAUUAUGAGAUAAUAAUUCCCUACAUUUUGAAUGGAGAACAAUGGAAACCAAUAAAUAGCAUUGAUUCAAAGAGUCACCCAGCACUGAUGAAGUUUCUAAUACAAACUGAAAGUAAGCGACUAGUCAUCAGUCUGGAGAGAAACGAAGGCCUCUUAGCUGAUAGCUUCACAGAAACACACUAUAUGAAAGAUGGCACUGAUGUCAUUCUCACACGCAAUUACACGGGUCACUGCUAUUACCAUGGUACUGUGCAAGGGUAUCCUGAUUCUGCAGUCAGUCUCAGUACCUGCUCUGGACUCAGGGGACUUAUUUUAUUUGAAAAUAAAACCUACAUUCUGGAGCCAUUGGAAAAUGCUACAAGUGAACACAAGAUCUACCAAGCCGAGAACCUGAAAAUAGCCUCCGGAUCUUGUGGCAACCAAUUCAACGUCUCUGGCAUCACUAUUGAUGACACACCACAGUCUUCUCAAGCAUUCACCAGCAGGCACAAGAGGGAGACUCUGAAGAUAACAAAAUAUGUGGAGCUUGUUAUUGUUGCAGAUAAUCGAGAGUUUCAGAGACAGGGAAAGGAUGUGGAAAAAGUUAAGCAGAGGCUGAUAGAAAUUGCAAACUAUGUCGAUAAGUUCUACAGGCCAUUAAAUAUUCGAGUAGCCCUGGUUGGAGUGGAGGUGUGGAAUGACAUGGAUAAGUGCUCUAUAACACAAGACCCCUUCACCAGCCUCCAUGAGUUUCUGGAUUGGAGAAAGCUGAAACUACUACCUCGUAAACCCCAUGACAAUGCACAACUAGUGAGUGGGGUGUACUUCCAAGGGACUACCAUCGGCAUGGCACCUAUAAUGAGCAUGUGCACUGCAGAGCAGUCUGGAGGAGUUGUUAUGGAUCAUUCAGACAGCCCUCUUGGUGCAGCCGUAACCCUGGCUCAUGAGCUGGGCCACAACUUUGGGAUGAAUCAUGAUACCCUGGAGAGGGGCUGUACCUGCAAAGCAUCUACUGAUAAAGGUGGCUGUAUCAUGAACCCCUCUACUGGCUAUCCAUUUCCCAUGGUGUUCAGCAGCUGCAGUAAAAAGGACCUGGAAAACAGCCUGGAAAAAGGAGUGGGGAUGUGUCUCUUUAACCUGCCUGAAGUUAAGGAAUCAUUUGGUGGACAGAAGUGUGGGAAUGGCUAUGUGGAAGAUGGAGAGGAGUGUGACUGUGGGGAACCCGACGAAUGUACAAAUCGUUGCUGUAAUGCUACUAGCUGCACUUUGAAAGCAGAAGCAGUGUGUGCCCAUGGACUUUGCUGUAAAGACUGCAAGUUGAAGCCAGCAGGGAUUUCUUGCAGAGACUCAAGUAAUUCCUGUGAUCUUCCGGAGUUCUGCACUGGAGCCAAUCCUCACUGCCCAGCUAAUGUAUAUUUACACGAUGGACAUCCAUGCUACAGAGUAGAUGGGUAUUGUUAUAAUGGCAUAUGUCAGACUCAUGAACAACAAUGUGUCACACUCUGGGGACAAGGUGCUAAACCCGCCCCUGGGAUCUGCUUUGAGAGAGUUAAUUCUGCAGGUGAUCCUUAUGGCAACUGUGGCAAAGACGCCAAAAGUUCCUUUGCUAAAUGUGAACCCAGAGAUGCUAAAUGUGGAAAAAUUCAGUGUCAAGGGGGAGCAAAUCGACCUGUAAUUGGUACCAAUGCUGUUUCCAUAGAAACAAAUAUCCCGCUGCAGGAAGGAGGCAAGAUUCUGUGUCGUGGUACCCAUGUGUACUUGGGAGAUGAUAUGCCUGAUCCUGGUCUCGUUUUGGCAGGCACAAAAUGUGAAGAUGAAAAAAUCUGUCUUAACCGCCGGUGCCAAAAUACUAGUAUAUUCGGUGUUCAUGAAUGUGCAACAAAAUGCCAUGGACGCGGAGUCUGUAACAAUAAAAAAAAUUGUCACUGCGAAGCUGACUGGGCCCCUCCCCAUUGUGACAAGCCAGGGUUUGGCGGCAGCAUGGACAGUGGACCAACCAGACAAGCAGAUAAUAGAAGUUUAACCAUAGGAAUACUCGUAACCAUUCUGUGCCUUAUUGUUGCUGGUUUAAUCAUGUAUCUCAAAAGGAAGACUUUGAUUAGACUGCUAUUUACAAAUAAAAAGACAACAAUAGAGAAACUAAGGUCUGUGAGUCCAGCAAGGCCUUCCAGUUCAUUUGAGCCUAAUCAUGUUCAUACCACAACUCUCAGUAAAAAUCUAGUCAUAAAGCCACAAAAUUUAAACAUACAUCAGAGAGAUGGUCCGAGAAGAUUGCUACCAUAUCAGACUAUUGACAUCAGUAACUCUGUAAAGACAUCUGAUUUACAGCGGUCAAAAACACCACAGCGAGUCCUACCACCCCUUCACCAGCUACCCUGUCCUCAAACUGUACCUGCACGACCACUGCCAGCUAACCCAUCUCUUAGGCUUGCUCAGGAAACUCUCAAACCAAACCCUCCUCAAAAGCCUUUGCCAGCAAAUCCUCUGAACAAAACUGCUCGGUUUAACAAUGCCUCCAGCCCAAUAUUUGGACAUCAGAAACUUGUGCCUCACAUUACUCCUGUAAGACCUGCACCUAAACAUCCACAAGUGCCCAGAUCCAGCAACACUGCCUAUGUGAAAUGA
Emys orbicularis (European pond turtle) is the source of this 2679-nucleotide messenger RNA. RefSeq names its product ADAM metallopeptidase domain 12 (gene ADAM12). Gene Ontology annotation, biological process: proteolysis. The record is from RefSeq and is a predicted model, not a curated record. The coding region runs from base 1 to 2679 and encodes 892 amino acids. Lineage: Eukaryota; Metazoa; Chordata; Testudines; Emydidae. Gene Ontology annotation, molecular function: metalloendopeptidase activity. The transcript is spliced from 23 exons.